Molecule: messenger RNA, 1644 nt
Organism: Spodoptera exigua (beet armyworm)
Lineage: Eukaryota; Metazoa; Arthropoda; Insecta; Lepidoptera; Noctuidae
Source: the annotation of a GenBank genome assembly
AUGAUUUUAUUAAUUUUGGGACUCUUAGUCGUCGUGAAUGCUGGACCUGCAGCUGACAAGGAAUCCUACAAAGAUCAAUACUGUACGGAUCCUAGAACGAUGAGGAAGCACGCAGCGUACACAGAGUGGGCAGACGCAUACUCGUGCACCAGGCAUAGGUGCCAGCCUGGAGGACGGAACCUCGCUAUCUAUACAGUCGGAUGUAAGCGCGUCGAAGCCCCCGAGUCGGCGAUUGAAUGUGAAGAAGUGGUUGAAGACACCAACAUGCAGUUUCCAUUUUGCUGCACUCGUCUCAGAUGUCUGGUGGUAGUUCGUGGAGAGGUAUGGACGAGGGUGCUGGGCCAACCCUGGGAAGUUCUGCCAGCAGCGCCGUGGAGUCACAUGUAUAAGAUGAAGAAACCUCCACCAGCUGACUCCACUUUCCUUCCCAAGCCAAACGAACAAGGCCCAGUGUACGAGCUUUCGGAAAACGAAUCGGACACCGGCGGUCAUGAUAAGGUGCUACGAUCAGGCAAGAAGCCUGUUACUGACCCUGACUGCAAUGAAAUAGAGCCCAAGGCCGCCCCACCGCCCCCAGACAUCGUGAUCGCAUUGUCAACAAAUAAUAACGAAAUAAAGGAACAAUCUCACAAGAAAUAUGAGGCGAGGCGUACUGAAACUAAACAUGAAAACUCCAGACACAAGAGGCCUCGUAAAACAACCGCAACCACAACAACUCAGUACUUCGAGGAGGAUCGGGAAAGAGAUGGAGAUAACAAGGGAAAAGAGAGAGAGAAACACACAGAGUCUGAGGUACAGGAGGUUGAAGAAAUACCCGCGUCUACUGAUAAAGGUGGUCACCAUCAGCUGUCGUGGACUGAGAUCCCUCUGAACCAGUGGAAUGAUCCGCAUGAAGGUUUGGAUUUAGAAAAUCGAGUAACCGAGCCACAAUAUCAGGCGCAGGAUACUCAACCCCAAGAAGCACCAGAACCGAAAGCAGUAAUAAACCCCGCAAUGAAGGCUAAAGAUGAUAAACCAAGUAAUUUACAAGUUCUAGUAGACGCUAUAGGCACAAGAAUGAGGGACAUUGAGAGUGUUGUACAGAAAAUGAGUGAAAAAGUACACCAAGCAAAACCUGGAGUUGAAGGUAGCGUAGAAAAAAGGAUGUCGGCUGAGCAAGAUGGAACAAAUACACCCCUUAAAGAAUCUAAAAGACACAAGACUGAAGAGGAAUCCUACAAAAGGUUCUCGGUGCUUAGCAAUCAGGGUAGCAAAUACCUUCAUAGCUUCACAGACAGCCCUACUGAACCCCCGCUAAUUUUCGGUGACACUAAUCUGACCGGAUAUUUCAGUGAUGCUAGCAACAGUGUUAUAAGGAGGAAUUCGCUACCUAAGGAACCCCCACCAACCUACAUGGCUCCGGUAGAAACUCGCAGAUCCAAACUCCCCGUACAAAUGGCAGUCGUCUCCGAUAAUUUAGAUGAUAAAGAAAAUAAAAAGAAGAAGCAUUCACACAAGAAAAGGAGGGGUAAAGGAUCUCAUUCUCACAAAAAGCACACCCGCUCUAAAGAAGACAAGAAAAAACAUUACAACAGACUCAGUUCGGGUGAAAUUGAGAAAAAUAUUGUGUCCUUAGAAGAUAGUAGUGCGCUCGCUAAAAAAUAG